AUGGCGUCUCGAUUUGAUUUCGUGCUCUACGACGAAGACCUAAUCGCAUCGCGACCUCUCAUCGGGAUCCCCGCACUAUAUGGAGUCACCGACGACGAAGAAACCAACGAUGAAGACGAAGACGAUGAAGAGUACGUUCCCGGUGUGGCGUCCCCUAGGGCUUCGCACGACGCUCCUCGUGUCGUUUCAUCCAAUAACGUAAUCGUUAUCCCCGACGAAUCGCAGGAUUGCGAGGUUAACAAACGCCGCAGAAUUGAAGGAGGGGAUGCUUCUUGUUCCUUAGCGAUUGGGAGCAGUGACAGUAGCCAAGGAAACGAACACACCGAUAUUGACGGUCUUUUUUGCCCUAUUUGCAUGGAUGUUUGGACCAACGACGGCGAACAUCAUAUCUGGUGCAACCGCAUUUCCCAUGCCCUAUAUUACACACACUACCGCACGCACGCACUAUGUGAUGUGAGGAAACUCUUUGCUUCCCGAGUAGUUGCGGUGGAAGAAAAAUCUCAGAAGAAAAUUCGGUCACUCGAGGUCAAAUGUGCUGCCCUUGAAAGUAAGGGAAGUGAUUGGCACAAGAAAGAAGCCGGAUGGAAGUGUAGGGAAGCUGACUUGCGUUUUCAAGUUCAGAAGCUUACAGAGAGCAGGCAAUCUGCAUUGAUAAGUGGCAAUCAAAACACUCAGUGGAGAUGUGAAUCUGAGCACAACUUUGUCCCAAAGUACUGUGGAAAGAGAUCCAUUUGUAAUUUUGAAUUGCAGAAUGAGUUUCAUCUGGAUGGUGCACACAUUUUUGAUAUGGACAUUUCUAAUCAAAUUUUAUUAAUUGCACAAAGGCCAAAGGAAGUAGGUGGAGUGCAUUUGCUAACUAAAAUGAGCUUGUUGUCUCCAUGUGAGAUGCAAGAUAUCUUACUGCCUUCUGCUACAAAUGGUGUUAAGGACCUGCAUAUUUCUUCUUCUAAAAGUAGCCUGGCUCUUUUUGCUUCAUUAGGAAAGAAACUAUCAGUGCUCAGCUUGGACAGUGGCAACGUUGUUAUCAAUUAUGAUCUACAGGAUCCUGCAUGGUCUUGUUCGUGGGAUCUCAACAAUUCGCAUAACAUAUAUGCUGGACUACAGAAUGGUUCUGUGUUGGUGUUUGACAUGCGUCAAACUGUAGGACCCAUGAAAUCUUUAGUUGGUUUGACUAACAACCCUGUGCAUACUGUACAUUCUCUUGCACAAACUUCAGGUCUUUCUUCGGGUGUUGGAACGAUCCUUUCAGCAUCUGCCAUUGGCCUUUCUCAGUGGAACAUUGAAUCUGAAGAACGGCCGCUUGUGGUUCCUGAAACUAACAAUCAAGGAGUUUGCAUAUCCCUUGCCUAUUGCCCUAGCAGUGAUGACAUUGUUGCUUCUUACCGGCCCACAUUCAAUAUGUCCACGGAUGUGCCUCUAUCUCAACCAUUGUCCACUCCUCUUAGUGCUGGACAAGGAGUACAGGGGACUCAUGUCUUGUUCAAUAGAAUGGGUAGUCAUCAUUUUCAAAAGGUGGGUUCCUCAUAUGCCAAUGUAAGUAAAAUUCGACUACCAAAAUGUGUAAUUAUGGACAUAGAGAAUCAGAGCAGAUUGUUUGCAUCUUGGGAUGAAGUUACAUGUGAUUUGGUCUUGCAUGAGUUGCCAUCUUUUAGAGUUCUUCAGCAAUUCAAAUUGCCAGCUCAUGCCCGUGAUAUUAGGUACUCACCUAGCCACGGCAUACUUGGUUGUUUAAGUGAGAGCACGUUGCAACUCUUCCAUUCCAAACACUCGUCGGUAAGGUAA
This is a messenger RNA of Sphenostylis stenocarpa, 1782 nucleotides long. Lineage: Eukaryota; Viridiplantae; Streptophyta; Magnoliopsida; Fabales; Fabaceae. The record is from the annotation of a GenBank genome assembly.